AUCAACAUGGCGGACAACAAAGCGCAGGGACUGGGGUGAGACGAGCGGAACACAGCGCCAUGGACCAGCUUCACAACUCCCACGAAGGCUAUAACAACAACAACAACAGCCCGUACAACCACUACCCGAACUACCGACCCGGAUACGGGACCAGUGGUUACGGAGGCAUGAUGAGUCCCUCCCGCCAGGGGAACAGCCUGCUGGGCCCGAGCUCAAACCACAGCAAAGCGGCUAUGACUGCUGCCAGCUCCCCGGCUGGAGGUGGAGGCGGCAGCGGCGGAGGAUUUCAGCGAUACACCGGGCAGCAGCAGCCGCCGCAGCCACCCGGAGCUACACCGACUCUGAACCAGUUAUUAACGUCUCCGAGUCCGAUGAUGCGCGGUUAUGGAGGCGGAUAUUCAGACUUUAAUCACCCCUCCUCCGCUCAGCAGCAGCAGCCGAGCAUGGGGCCGGCUAAAGAUACAGGCUCCCAGUACGGCUCGGCUGCUCACGGCUGGGGGGGACAACAAAUAACUCACCCGGCGUUGAGCCCGGGGAACACCGGGCAGGGCGGCGGUAGGUCCCAGGUGCCGCCCAUGGACCCGAUGUCGAUGAAGCGCUCUCAGCUCUACAGUAUGAGCAACAACCCAUACUCGCAGCAGCAACAACAGGGGGCACCUUAUCCUGGCCAGUCCUAUGGCGCCCCCUCCCCCCACAGAUACCCGAUGGGAAUGCCCAGCAGGGGGCAAAUCGGGAUGGGACCGAUGCAGUACCCUCAGCAACAGAUGAGCUCUCAGUACUCGCAGCAGCAGCAGCAGCAGCAGCAGCAGCAGCAGCAGCAGCAGCAGGGUUACUGUCAGCCGGGUCAGCCUCCGUACUUCAGCCCGCCUCAGCAGCAGCAGCCCGCCGCCCCAAGCCAGCCACCAUACAUGCAGCCCCGCCCACUGCCUCAGCAGGAGGCGCCACAGGAGGCGUACGCCGGCCGCGGUCAGUCUGCUGCUAUGACUCCUGGGAAACCAAACCAUGAGGAGAUGAGUCAACAGGAGAGGCCAUCCAGCCUCCCUGAUCUUUCCGGGUCCAUUGACGACUUGCCCACAGGUACUGAGGCUGUGGUGAGUUCAGGGGCGUCGGGAUCUGGGAGUAUUCAGGGCGAUCAAGGAACUCCAGCUCGCUCUCCUUUCUCGCCCCACGUGUCACCCCGACACCCUCCGCCCGCUCACUCGGGGCCCUCGCCGUCCCCCUCGCUGUCCCCCGCCGGCUCCAGCAGCCAAUCACGAUCAGGACCUUUGUCCCCGGCCACCAGUGGACCAGGAGCUCAGCUGACCCCUCAGGUCCCAGGUCCUGGAUCAGAUGUUGGUCCUCAGGACAGAGGUUUGUCGUCUUCCAUGCAGCGUAGCGCUGCAGGGCCUCAGUUUGGCCCCCAGCAGUCGGCACCGCCCAUGUCCCCUCACCCGCCAAUGGGGGGCGCCGUGCACCACGGCUCCUACCAACAGGGCAGCUCAUACGGCCAGUAUGGCCCCCCAGGUAACUACCCCUGCCCCCCCAACUACAGCGGCCCCAGCCCGGGCCUGGCCAACAGCCUGGGGCUGAAUGCCAGCAGUCCGAUGCACGGUCAAGGUCCGUCCACUCCAGCAGGUCGUGGUCCCGGGCCUGGAGCUGGGGGGCGGUCCUACCCCGCCGCAGGGAGUGCCAUGGCCCCCACCUCCCCAGGUAUGCCACAGCCCGCUGGUCAGGGCAUGAGGCCUCCGGGGCCCAACACCGGCCGCAAACCACUCGAUGUCGGCCCGAGCACCGGGCCCGGUGCCAACUCCUCACCCACGUUCUCAGCCGGAGCUCAGAACAGACAGGGCAGCAGCUUCCCGACCAUGACAGCAAUGGCAGGGAUGGGCCCCGGGGCCGCCGGAGUCCCCACAGGUCCCUACAGCCAGCAGCAGCCGGGCAGUAACUCUGGAAGGAUGACGCCACAGGGGCCCGUCCUCAGCCAGCAGGGGGCCCCCUUCUAUGCCCCGCCCUCAGGUUCCAUGAUGAUGUCAGCAGAUGUGAUGGCUGCUCAUCAAGACACCAAGCAGAGGGCGGAGCUCAGUAAAGAGGGUGUGGCCUCUUCAACAGAACCACCCAAACCCAAGAAACCCAGUGUGGCCACCAUGACCAGCGAGAAGAUCACGCGGCUGUACGAGAUGGGCUCUGAGCCUGAGAGGAGGCCAUGGGUCGACCGCUACCUGUCCUUCAUGGAGGAGCGAGGGAUGGCCCUCCCACACCUGCCCGCCGUCGGCAAGAAGCCACUGGACCUGUGUAGACUCUACCUGUCCGUCAGAGACAUCGGGGGACUGGCCAUGGUGAAUAAGAAUAAGAAAUGGAGGGAGCUGUCGUCACUGCUGAGUGUGGGGACGUCCAGCAGCUCGGCCAGUUCCCUGAAGAAGCAGUACAUCCACUACCUGUUUGCCUAUGAGUGUCAGGUGGAGCGUGGGGAGGAGCCUCCACCUGAGGGGCCGGCCCCCAGCGGGGACGCCAAGAAACCAACGUCACUGCAGGCCAAGAUCCAGCCCCCGUCCCCAGCCAACUCCAGCUCCCUGCAGGGGCCCAACACUCCUCAGUCCAGCAGCAGCUCCCUGACCGAGGCCCCCACGGACCUGAAGCCCCCAACCCCGGCCUCCACACCACACGGCCAGAUAGGCCCCCAGCCCGGAAACAGGACCAUGGUGAGCGUCCAGGACCCGUUCUCUGAAGGCAGCGAUCCGGCAUUCCACAGUAAGAGAGGGGCGGGUCCUGGAGGGGCCCCCUACCAGCAGGGAGGAGGUCCAGCAGAGUCCCCGAUGAGGAUGCAGUACGAUGCCAACAAAGACCCAUACGGAGGAGUGAGGAAAGAUCCUGGACCUGGCGAGGCCUUCGGUCCCAGUCAGAUGCCCGGCGGGUCCAUGCAGGACAUGUAUCCACGCGGGAUCGGACCCAGACCCCAGUACUCGUACGGACCCGGGUUCGAGCGCAGACUGGACCACGUGAUGGGACCAGAGGGAGGCACGGCGCCCCCUGUGGGUCAGAGUGGGAACGAGGCUGGCAUGUUCCCGUCCAGCAGGUUCCCGCAGCAGAGACACGACGCCUACGCGCAGCAGUUCCCUCACAACAUGGCCUACACUUCCCAUCAGCCCCUGUUUCCUCAGCAGCAGGGCUACAAGCGACCGACAGACGGAAUGUUCCCGCCCUCUAAGCGCCAUGAGGGGGAGGGGUUUGGCGCGCAGCAGUACGGCGCUCAGCAGCCCGACAUGUUCGGCCCGUCGUAUGGAGGAGGGGGAGGAGCCGGGGGAGGGGCUUACCUGGGUACUGAGCGACGGCCGGUCCAGGGUCAGUAUCCGUAUUCGUGCGGCCGUGAGCGCCCGCCUCCGCAGCACGUCCUGCUGGGCUCAGGACCCCCAGUGUCCGGGGGCCACGGGGAGGGGCCCCAGGCAAACAUGUGGCCCCCCAGGACAGACCUGAGCUACACCUACAACAGGGGUCUGAACCGAGGGGAGGAGCCGGAGAGCCAGUGGCCCCCCGGUCACCUGGGCCAGCGCCAGCCCCCCUACCCCCCCCCACACUCCACCUCCUCAUCAUCAUCACCGUCCAUGCCCUCCAGACCACCCCUCUCCUCUUUCCAAGCCACACCCACUGUCCCUAACCACCUGACCCGCUCUCACAGCCCCUCCUCCUUCCCCCGGCCCAUGGGCGGUUCUCUGUCCCCAAACAGCGCCCCCUACCUGCCCUCUGUGAAGAAACCGGCACUUCCUGCUGUAGGCCCCCUGCCCACCCACAGCCUGCCCCCCCUCAUCAACAGAGACUUCAGUUUCCCGCCUGGCUCUGUGGAGGCCACGCCCCCCAGAGUUAAGCCACGGCGCCGACUCACCGCCAAGGACACAGGAACGCCGGAGGCGUGGCGAGUGAUGAUGUCACUGAAGUCCGGCCUCUUAGCAGAGAGCACGUGGGCCCUGGACACGAUCAACAUCCUGCUGUACGACGACAACAGUGCAGGCUCAUUCACCCUCUCACAGCUUCCUGGUUUCCUUGAACUCGUCGUGGAGUUCUUCCGUCGAUGCCUGAUCCAAAUCUUCGGUCUCCUGGAGGAGUACGAGGUGGGAGGAGCUGAGGGCCAGGGCGCACUGUUGGUGCCUCAGCCCCACCCCCCUCAACAGCAGGAGGCGGGGCUAAAGGAGACAAAUGACCGAUCAGCACCGGAGUGGGUGAGGAGUUCAGAGGAGGCGUCUCCACGUCACACGAUGUCUAUGACCACCGAGGAGGCGGAGUGUGCGGAGCUCCGCCCUCCACAGGCCAGCAAGUACGACAAACUACCAAUCAAAGUGGAGGAGAAGGAGGAGGCGUGGCAGGAGGUGGAGGAGCGCUGGGCGGAGCUUAGCAGACCCAAUGGCUUCAUCAGUGGCCUCCUGCACUGGAGGGCAGGGGGCGGAGACUCCACCGCCCACAUCCAGACUCACUUUGAGCCGCGCACACUAGACUCUGCGCCCCCAGACCCUGCGCAGAGGAGAGAGGAGAGGGAGCAAGGAGACGAGGACAGGGAGGAAGAGGCCGGAGGUCAAAGGUCACUCAGUCAGCUGGAGGAUGAGCCGCGCUGCUGGGACGCGGCGCCACUGUCCACGGCCGAGUCGUGGCAGGACUCGCUGUCUCGGCGCUGCGUGUGCGUCUCCAACGUGCUGCGCGGCCUCUCCUUCGUCCCCGGCAACGACGGCGCAAUGUCGCGACACCCGGGCCUGGUGCUGAUCCUGGGCCGCUUGGUGCUGCUGCACCACCACCACCCGCGCCGCAGACGCACGCCGCCCUCCUACCAGCAGGAGGCGGAGCGCGGCCUGGCGUGCAGCCGCGACGAGUGGUGGUGGGAGUGUCUGGCGGCGCUGCGGGAGAACGCGCUGGUGACGCUCGCCAACAUGUCGGGUCGGCUGGACCUGUCGCUAUAUCCGGAGAGCGUGUGUCUGCCGCUGCUGGACGGGCUGCUGCACUGGCUGGUCUGUCCGGCCGCCGAGGCGCAGGACCCAUUUGCGGCGGCGGGGGGCGGUCCCUCGUCGUCACUGACGCCACAGCGGCUGGUGCUGGAGUGUCUGUGCAAGCUGAGCAUCCAGGACGCUAACGUGGACCUGCUGCUCGCCACGCCGCCAUUCAGCCGGCAGCUUGAGGUCUUUGGUGCGCUGCUGCGACUCAUCGGCGAGAGGCGGAGUCAGGUGUGUCGGGAGAUGGCGGUGGCUGUCCUCGCUCACCUGGUGCAGGGUGACGCGGCGGCGGCACGGGCCGUGGCCCGGCUGAAGGGCAGUGUGGGAACUCUGAUCGGUUUUCUGGAGGACAGUGUUGCCGUGGCGCAGUACCACCAGAGUCCACACGGCGCUCUGCAUGCCGCUUCCGCACCGCCGCCGGAGCCACCCAGCGUCAACAUGAUGUGCCGUGCCGCCAAGGCCCUGCUCGCCAUGGCGACGGUGGAGGAGAACCGGGCGGAGUUUGUGGUGCACGAGAGUCGACUGCUGGACGUGUCGCUGUCGGCGGCGCUGAGCUCGUCUGUGGCGUCCGUCAUGUUUGAGGUGCUGUUCAAACUCAGCCGCUCGUGACAUGCCCACACCGCAGCAGUAGGCUCCGCCCACCAGAUAAACUCUGCUAUUCUAUUUUUAUUUAAAGAACGGAACAAAGUUUGUACGUACAAAUGAAUCUAUAUAGAAUCUAUACGGCUCCGCCCACAAAUGUUUAUUUGGGAUUUUGAAAUAAUUUUAAUACGGAAAAUAUUUAAUACUUGUAUUUUAGAUUUUUUUAUUUCUGUUUUGUUUUAACCGAAGUGUAACGGUGGCAAGUGCUGGAGUCCCGCCUCCUGUAGGUGUGUUCCUGUGUGAGGGUCAGUUGGAUGUGGGGGGUGGGGUCUUGUGCAAUAGCUUGUUUUAUUUAAUGUGAAUCAUCAUGUCAGUAUUUUUGUCAAAUAACAGCAAGGGGCGGGGUCACCUGUUUUAAAAUUAACUUCUUCUGUGUCCUCCACCAAUCAGAUCUGAGGCUCCUCCUCCUGUAAAUAGACGACGCCCUCACAUGUCCACUUUUAUGUCCAAGAGAAAAACCACCUCAGUUUCAGGAGCGCUUGAUUUGUCUGACUGUAUGUACAGAAGUGUUUGGGGGCGGGGCUCAGGUCAGCAAAUUUAGAAGCAAUUAUAAUAAAUAUGAAGAAAAAAGACA
This is a messenger RNA of Solea senegalensis (Senegalese sole), 6165 nucleotides long. It is a transcript of the gene arid1b, whose product is annotated as AT rich interactive domain 1B (SWI1-like). NCBI's taxonomy places the organism in Eukaryota, Metazoa, Chordata, Actinopteri, Pleuronectiformes, Soleidae. Gene Ontology annotation, cellular component: brahma complex; nucleoplasm; nBAF complex. Bases 60 to 5558 code for a protein of 1832 amino acids. The transcript is spliced from 21 exons. Gene Ontology annotation, molecular function: nucleosome binding; DNA binding. The record is from RefSeq and is a predicted model, not a curated record. Gene Ontology annotation, biological process: positive regulation of DNA-templated transcription; chromatin remodeling; regulation of transcription by RNA polymerase II.